AAUGGGCAAAAGAGAUUCUAUUCUCCAACCCUGUACAUUUUUCAUCACGACAAAUAAAUUGUCAACUCCGUAUUAAUUCCACAACCCUGCUAAUAAUUUGGAAGGAGUAACUAAAGCACCAUAAUUAAUUAAUGAUUAAUUACAUCGCUCAAAUUUGCUCGUAUCUUAGUAAACAUAAUCAGAGCAGGGGAGAUGCAGUAUCAAGCAAUGCCUUCCUAUAUUCUUGCUUUCUACUUUCAGAUUCAAUGGCAACUUUCUAAGAAAAGCAAAGAAUAUCUUCAAAAUGUUUCAAUAUCUACUUCCUGAUAUAAACUUUUAUAUUGUUAGUUGACGGUGGGUUAAUCGAUCUCUUCUUCCACCCUUUUCGUAUCUUUUUGUUUUCUCUGGGUAAGUUUUAGCAGAUGGACCAAAGAGAAUUCCAUGUUCAACCUAUGGGCAUUUGUUGCAGGCUCUACCAUUUCCUCAAAAAAGCUCUGACUUCGCAAGCGUCAAAGACAGUGACUUUAGGGCGUUCUAGACAUGACAGUUCAAGCUCGACUGCGCUAAGAGGUUCUGAUUCUAAAGCAAAAGAAGAGGUUCGGUCAGAUACACCAAGCCAAGUUGAUGAUGGCAAGAAGCUUCCACCAACUGAAGGUCUUGCAGGUGACUCUAUUUCUUCUCAUGUACAGCUAGCUGAAGAGAAGAAUAACUCAUGCAUGAACGAUGAUAAUAAGAUGGAAGGAAAAAAUGAGGUAUUAACAUCGCCAACGCCAAUACCAACACCAACGCCAACUUUAGCACCAACGCGAUCUAUAAAGAAAACCGUAAGCAUAAAUGAGAACGUGGAAGAGAUUCGGCCACCUAAAAAGUUUAAGAGGAUCUGGAGUAAGUCCUUCCAAAAAAUAGGUUCUCGGGAUGAGGAGGAAGAACCAAUGCCUCCUCCGCGACCUAUUCUGAAAUUGGCUUCUGAUCUCACUGACAAGUCAUAUUCCUAUUCUUAAUUUCAUGUCUCGGGUGUAAUAUGUUAGUGGUUUAGGGUUUACACAAGCCCCGUGUGAAUGCCAUGGGUGGCCAUAAUGAUUCCACGAUUUGCUCUCUUUUAUUCUUUACAUUAAUAUUUCUAAGUCCUCUUCUGCUUCUUAAAUUCGAAAGAAAUCGAAUAUUCAUCUUAUUAAA
This is a messenger RNA of Vigna unguiculata (cowpea), 1155 nucleotides long. RefSeq lists its product as uncharacterized. Lineage: Eukaryota; Viridiplantae; Streptophyta; Magnoliopsida; Fabales; Fabaceae. The record is from RefSeq and is a predicted model, not a curated record.